AUGAAAGAUUUUGUCGACGCAUUACAAGCCGAAGUGGAGCUGCGGGAAUGCCACAAAUUAGCGGUCGGAGAGAAAGAAGAAGAUCAACGAAGAAGACGACGGGAACCGGGAACAGCUAGCGGGUUGUUUGCCAGCCGAAACAACCGAUUGUUUUGUGCUUUCUGCUGUGGAGAGCACAAGCAUGAAGAAUGUACCAAGGUAACAGGGCGGCAAGAACGGAUGCAACUUCUUCGUAAGUUCAAACGAUGUUUCAUUUGUUUAAAUAAGGGACAUGUAGCUAAAGAUUGUCGUGCACGUAUUAAAUGUAGUGUAUGUGGGGAGGGUCAUCAUGUUUCCAUAUGUGAUAAGAGUAAUAAUAACCAGAAGGAUGAAAGAAAUAGUCGGGAAGAAAGUGGACAGGUUAGUGUAGCUAAUGUCCAUGUUAGUACUAGAAGUAGAGUGGCUCUUCAAACUGCGCAGGGAGUACUUAUAGGAAAGGGUAAGACAAGAGUGCGAGUGCUUUUCGACUCGGGAAGUCAGAAAUCCUUUGUGACGUGUGACGCGAAGAGGUGUGCCAAGCUUAACGUUGCCAGGCGAGAAUGGUUGGAAGUUAAUACAUUCGGUGGUGGAAGUAACAAGGGUAGAAUGACAGAGGUUGUUCAGUGCGAGGUAUCGGCAGUUCAAGGAGGUCGUAAAAUACGCGUAGAGGCUUUAGUAGUUCCUCAUAUUUGCGCGAUCAAAAAUGAGCAUCUUGAGGUAGAUAAGAGCAAGUAUUCGCAUUUGAAGGAUUUGUGGUUGUCAGACGUUAAUUUGAAGCAGGACACGUUAGAUGUUGAUGUUUUGAUAGGUGCGGAUAACCUUUGGGCAUUUCAACAAGGGGAGAUAAUUAGGGGCAAGGAUGACGAACCCGUUGCCAUCAAUACUUGUUUAGGUUGGGUAAUAAGCGGUCCACUGAAAGGGAGCUCGAACUUGAAAAACGCACACGUUAAUUUAGUUUCACAGAUUGCAACACAAAACGCAGACAGCAUUAAUGGGGAUGUGAGUAAAUUGUGGGAUUUAGAAACGCUUGGAGUAAGAGAGACUAAUGACGUGCAUGAAGCAUUGCUUGACAAAAUAGAGUUCAAUGGGUCAAAAUAUGUAGUAAAAUUGCCAUGGAAACAGGGUCAUGAGCACUUACCGUCAAAUUAUUCAAAUAGUUUAGCACGCAUGAAAGGGCAGAUAAAGAGGUUGUCAAGUGAGCCAUCAUUGUUGAAAGAAUAUGAUAAAAUUAUAAAGGAACAGCUAGAAACGGGUGUUAUAGAAAGGGUAGAUGAGUCUGAACAUGGGAUAAAUGUUCAUUACCUUCCCCAUCAAGCCGUAAUACGUAAAGAGGCCAAAACAACCAAAUUGAGAAUUGUUUAUGACGCAUCGUCAAAAGAGGGUAAGAGAGGGACUUCUUUGAAUGACUGUCUUCAUGUAGGACCACCACUAACGCCGUUGUUGUUUGACAUAUUAAUUAGAUUUAGGGAGAGCAGAGUGGCCUUGGUAGGAGACAUUGAGAAAGCCUUUUUGAACGUAGAAGUAGACGAAGCAGACAGGAACUAUUUGAGAUUUUUGUGGGUCAGAUAUGCGACUAAUGGUAAUUUAGAGGUUGUAGCGUUUAGGUUUUAUAGAGUAGUGUUUACACUAAAUGCAUCGCCCUUCUUGCUUAACGCCACGCUUAGACAUCACAUUGCGCAAUUUGCAGAAUCAGAUCCAGUGCUUGCUCAGAAAUUGAAUGAGGGGUUUUACGUUAAUGAUCUAGUUUCGGGGGGUAAAAGCGCACAGGAAACAAUCCAGUUGUACGAGAAUGCGAAAUUUAGGAUGUCCCAAGGCGGGUUUAAGUUAAAAAAAUGGCUUACGAAUGAUGGAAACGUGCAAGCGCCUAUAGAGCAACGUGAAUGCGGAAACAAAGUGACGACGACUACAGAUUCAGACGACGAGACAUUCACACAAUGGAGUUUGGGGGCUCUAAAUAACAAUGACUGCGCAAAAGUUUUAGGUAUAGGCUGGGAUUGUGACAAUGACCUGUUUACGUUUGAUGUACGAAAGUUUGUGGAAGACUUAGGUGAUAAGACGAAACUAACAAAAAGAAGCCUGCUUAGCGCAUUAGCAAAGAUAUUUGAUCCGUUGGGUUUAAUUAGUGCCGUUAUUAUUUUGAUGAAGAUUUUGUUUCAACAAUUGUGUGUUGAUAAGGUUGAUUGGGAUGACAAAAUAGAGGGUAAGCACGCAAAGAUAUACUUAGAGUGGAUUGAGGAUUUAGUUAGGGUUCAAAGAAUUAAAAUUAAUAGAUGCGUUUACAGUGAGGUAAUCGAAAGAGUCGAGUCGUGCGAACUCCAUGGAUUUGGCGACGCAAGUGAGAAGGCUUAUUGCGCAGUAGUGUAUUUUGUUUGUCGCACAAGCUCUACCGUUCAUGUAAAAUUAUUGGCAGCGAAAACUAGAGUUGCACCACUUAAGAAACUGACGAUUCCACGUUUAGAGCUUAUGUCUGCGCUUAUGUUAGCUAAAUUGGUAGAGUCAGUAGGGAAAGCUUUAGAAGGGCAGGUAGGAAAACUGAAGACAAGAUAUUGGUUAGAUAGCAUCACUGCUUUGUAUUGGAUUCAGAAUAGAGGUGAAUGGAAGCAGUUUGUGAGACAUAGAGUGAAUGAGAUACUAUCAUUGACGAGUAAGGAAAGCUGGGGGCAUUGUCCAGGGGUAGAAAAUCCUGCAGACUUAGGUAGUCGCGGGGUGUUUGCGUCAAAGCUAGAAGAGGAUUCAAUUUGGUGGAAUGGACCAAAUUGGUUGAGCAGUCUAGAGCAGGAAUGGCCUCAGUCUGUAGUGAGUAAGGCCGAGGAGAGUGUUCAAGAAGAAAGAAAGGUGGCUGUGUUAGUAGUAGACGCUAGUGAGAAAUUUGGUAUAGACCAGAUUAUCUGUAUAGAUAGAUACAGUAGGGUGGAAAGGUUAUUUCGUAUAACAGCAUGGGUUGCACGGUUUGUCAGGAAUUUGAUUGCUAGGACCAAAGGGAAGCAUGAGGAUUUGACUUUCACGGAGUUAGGGAGUCAGGAGUUACAGAAAGCAGAAAGACUUUGGAUAAAGGCUUCACAGGACAGGUUAAAGAAGGAAGAUAAGUUUAAGCAGUUAGAGGUACAGCUCAACGUAGUAGAAAAGGAUGGGUUGUUAAAAUGUCAGGGUAGGCUAGCAGAGUCAGAUUUGGAAGAGGAAACAAAAUUUCCUACUUUACUACCAAAGGAAGGUCGAUUGACAGAAUUAAUAGUUGAGCACAGCCACAGGAAGGUACAUCAUAGUGGGGUAAGGGCUACUUUGGCUGAGAUAAGGUCUAGAUUUUGGAUUCCCCAAGGAAGACAAAGGGUAAAAUCGAUUCUCAACAAAUGUAUCGUGUGCAAGAAAUUAGAGGGUAAAUCAUACAAUAGACCUAGCGAAGCAAACCUUCCAGCAUUUAGAGUAGAGCAAUCAGAACCAUUUUCGAAAACAGGGGUAGAUUUUGCAGGACCAUUAUAUGUGAAGAAUGCACCGGGGGGCACAGAUAAGGUUUAUAUCGCAUUAUUUUCAUGUUGUGUAACUAGGGCCUUACAUUUAGACUUAGUAAAAGAUUUGUCUGCGGAUGAAUUUGUGAGAUGCCUAAGACGAUUUGCAGCUAGAAGGGGGACCCCAUCAUUAAUGGUGUCAGACAAUGCAAAAACGUUCAAAGCAACAGUCAAGACUUUAGAAAACCUCUAUAAAAAUGAAAGAAUGCAAGGGUAUUUGGGAAACAAUAGGAUAGAGUGGAAAUUCAAUCUAGAAAGAGCUCCCUGGUGGGGUGGAUUUUUUGAAAGGAUGGUUAGGUCAGUGAAGAGGUGCUUGAAGAAGGUAUUAGGAAAUGCUAGGUUGACAUUUGACGAACUACUGACAGUAUUGGUAGAAGUUGAGGCAACAUUAAAUUCUAGGCCAUUGACUUACACGUACGACGAGGUGGGUAGUGAACCACUAACUCCGUCGCAUUUGGUGACGGGAAGAAGAUUGUUGUCCAUGCCAGACGAAGGGUCUAGUGAAGAGGAGUCUGACGUGGGUUACUGUAAAAAACGGUAUCAGUAUUUGAGUAAGAAAAAAAUGCAUUUCUGGAAUAGGUAA
This is a messenger RNA of Xenia sp. Carnegie-2017, 4104 nucleotides long. RefSeq lists its product as uncharacterized. Gene Ontology annotation, molecular function: zinc ion binding; nucleic acid binding. Gene Ontology annotation, biological process: DNA integration. Bases 1 to 4104 code for a protein of 1367 amino acids. The record is from RefSeq and is a predicted model, not a curated record. Lineage: Eukaryota; Metazoa; Cnidaria; Anthozoa; Malacalcyonacea; Xeniidae. The transcript has a single exon.